AUGUGAAAUGUGAGAUCAAAACAACACUUGUGCUCUCACUCCAAAUAUCAAGAGACACCAGGGGCUCCACCAGAGAGCAGACUGCCAAAAGAUACUCAACUCCACCUCAGUGCUGACAAAAGCAACACCUUGAGCGCUUUUAUGGAGGCUUUAGUUAGCACCCACUAACAGCAUGAGCCCCUCUAAGCACAAUUAAUUAACAGCACUUCCCGCCUUGUCUUUUCCUGGCUCCCAUAUAUAGGACAAGCCUGACACUGUCAUCCAUGUGUACUUGACUGAACUCUCAGUUGCUUAUGUCAGUCAGAUAUUAGUAUCCAUGCUAUAAGACUUGUAUCUUAGUUGAUGCUAAUUGAGCUUUGUCCUAGCAUCCAUCAAGCUCACUCUCACUCUCAUCCUCACUCAAGUCAACCCGGCCGACCUGCCCAUCUCUCGUGUGUACGUACUCACUGUGAGCAAUGGAAGAAUGCCUUGAUCAUCAUCAGCAGCAGCAGAAGAGCAGCAAUGGCCAGCUCCAGAGGCUGGAGGGCAUUGAGGAGGAAGGCGGACCGGCCCCGGCGGAGAAGUGGCCUCCGACGACGGUGCGGGCGCCGGAGACCCCGACGGAGACCAUGGAGUUCCUCGCAAGGUCCUGGAGCCUUUCGGCCGCGGAGAUAUCCAAGGCGCUCAAGGUGCUGAGCAGCAAGGGCGUCUGCGACAUCCCCGACGUGGGCGUCGUCGCGGGCGCAGGUAAGGAGCAGAGAUCGCCACCGCCGCCACUUGACGCGACGAUGGCGGCUGCUCAGGCAGGAGGAGGAGUGCCUAGCCCGCCGUUCUCUCCCAGGGCGGGCAACAUGGACGCGCAGCUCCUCCGGGCCGCCGCCGGCGCCGCCGUCGCCGGGAGGGCAGGGGGCAAGACGACGAUGGGCGCGUGGAUCAAGGAGCAGAAGGAGAAGAAGCGCGCCGAGGCCCGGUCCCGCAACGCGCAGGCCUACGCGGCGACGUCCGUGGCCGGGGUCGCGGCGGCGGUGGCCGCGCUGGUGGCCGGCGCUGUGUUUUCGCCCUCGCCUCCUCCCCCGCCCGCGGCCCGGAGGAGCGACAGCGGGGCGAAGACGGCGGCGGCCAUCGCUUCGGCGGCGGCGCUGGUGGCGUCGCACUGCGUGGAGAUGGCGCAGGCGAUGGGCGCGAGCCACGACCAGAUCCUGGGGUCCAUCCAGUCGGCCGUGAACGCGCAGGCGAGCGGCGACAUCAUGGCGCUGACCGCCGGCGCGGCGACGGCGCUGCGCGGGGCCGCCAUGCUGCGCGCCAGGCUCCACAAGGAGAUCCAGGCCACCGCCCUGCCCGGGGACGCCGGCAGGGCGUCGUCGGAGCGGGACAUCUCGCCGCUCAUCUUCGUGUCCAGAGGCGGCGAGCUGCUCAAGCGCACGAGGCAGGGUAUACUCCAUUGGAAGCUCGUCACGGCGUACAUAGACCCCAACUUCCAGGUGGUCAUCAAGAUGAAGAGCGCGCACAUGGCGGGAACGUUCAUCAAGACCAAGAAGUGUGUUGUGGUGGACGUCCGGUCGGAGGUGGCGGCGUGGGCGGGCAGGGAGAGGGAGGUGGAUGAGGGGGGCCGGCGGAGGGGCUACUUCGGGGUGAGGACGGAGGAGCGGGUGAUCGAGUUCGAGUGCCGGAGCAGGCAGGAGCAGCACAAGUGGGUGCAGGGCAUCACCGAGAUGCUCAACCGCCGCGACAACAUGAACCUCAACCUCAACACCACCCGCCUUGUAGAUUAAUAGUACUAGAUGAGUCAAAUGCCAUGGAAAUGCAGCACUCUUCUGGUUUCGUGUGAUGGAUUACAUCUGCAUGUAUAUAUUGGUAUACUUGUGAUGAUUCAGUAUGUAUUCUGCUUGUGUAGUUGUGUUCGAAAAAAUUCAGUA
Molecule: messenger RNA, 1895 nt
Organism: Hordeum vulgare subsp. vulgare (domesticated barley)
Lineage: Eukaryota; Viridiplantae; Streptophyta; Magnoliopsida; Poales; Poaceae
Product: VAN3-binding protein
Exons: 4
Coding region: 456-1751 (431 amino acids)
Source: RefSeq, a predicted model, not a curated record